Carassius auratus (goldfish) is the source of this 2463-nucleotide messenger RNA. RefSeq names its product Fc receptor-like protein 5. Gene Ontology annotation, biological process: cell surface receptor signaling pathway; immune response. The record is from RefSeq and is a predicted model, not a curated record. Bases 1 to 1803 code for a protein of 600 amino acids. Gene Ontology annotation, molecular function: transmembrane signaling receptor activity. Gene Ontology annotation, cellular component: external side of plasma membrane. The transcript is spliced from 12 exons. NCBI's taxonomy places the organism in Eukaryota, Metazoa, Chordata, Actinopteri, Cypriniformes, Cyprinidae.
AUGGUGGACAGCAUAAGGCUCCAGCCUCCUGGUGAACAGCGCAGACUCCUCCGCUACCUCAUGGGCAGCAGCCACCCCCCUCUGCCCAGGAGCGUGGCAGCAAGCCCUCCGUCCCCCCUCAUUUUUAAUCGCUCCAGUACCACCACAUCAGGCAGCAACUGGCUGUCUCCGCUUCUUCCAGCUGCCCAACCUCCUAAGCACCACGAUCCUUCUCAGUGGCGAUGGCUCUCUGACAAAAGACCAAAAGCCAAAGUGAGCGUUAAACCUGAUCAUCGUGUAUUCAGAGGAGAGACAGUCACUCUCAGAUGUGACAUUGAUGGUGAAGGAGUCACUAGCUGGCGGUAUGUCUGGUAUAAAUACAGUGCAUUCUACAGCUCCAGUGAACUACAGGAACACACAUUCAGUUCUGUUACUGAGUCUGACGCAGGUAAAUACUCCUGUUAUGGAGCAGAGAGAGGAGGAUCACGAACAUCAGACAUCAAUGAUGAAGUUACACUGACAGUAUCAGAUAGAGCCCAGGCAGGUUUAAGUGUUUCUCCACAGAAGUGGUUGACUGAAGGAGAUUCAGUGACUCUGAUCUGUGAGGUUUAUGGCUCCUCUACAGGCUGGACAUUCAGCUGGUUCACUGUAACUGCUUUAUCAGACAACAAAUAUCAUUAUCAGCUGCUCUCAGGCAGCAGCAGAGGAGCUGGAGGAAACUACAUUGUCAGUUAUGCUGCUCUAAAACACACAGGAGUUUAUGUGUGCAGAGCAGAGAGAGGAAAACCAGCAUAUAACACAACCUACAGCAACACACAGCCAGUAUGGGUCACUGGUGUUUCUCCUCCAGUCUCUCUGGUCAUCAGUCCCAGCAGAACUCAACACUUCACAUCUGUCUCUCUCUCUCUGAGCUGUGAGGACCAGAGUAACUCUGAUAGAUGGAGAGUGAGAAGAUACACAGAUAGUAGACAGUGGGAAGAUUGUUCAUCAUCAGUGUGGGGAUCAGAAACAGGAUCUUCAUGUACAAUCAACUCCACCAUCACAUCAGACACUGGAGUGUACUGGUGUCAGUCUCAAUCUGGAGAGAAAUAUCACCCUGUUAAUAUCACUGUACACUAUGGUGUGAUUCUGGAGAGUCCUGUUCAUCCUGUGACUGAAGGAGAUACUAUGACUCUACGCUGUUUAUAUCAACAUUCAACUCCAUCAAACCUCAGAGCUGAUUUCUAUAAAGAUGGAUCACUCAUUCAGAGUCAAACUACAGAGAUGAUCAUCUAUAAUGUCUCAAAGUCACAUGAGGGUUUCUACUACUGCAAACACUCAGAGAGAGGAGAGUCACCCAAGAGCUGGAUCUCACUCAAAGCAGCCUCAAGAUCUGAUUAUUUAAAUCCUGUGAUAAUUGGAGUCUCUGCAGGACUGACCGUCACAUUUUUGAUCAUUGUCCUAUUGGUCCUUUUGUGGUGCUACAGAAACAAGAAAGGUGUAAGAUCUCAGUCUCCCUCUAGUGUUGGUCAACAGCAGAACAGCAGUCAGACAUCAGAGCAGAACCAGAGUGACCCGGGAAACAACACACUGCUGUCUGGAACUGCUCAUAUUUAUGAUUCUGUUGAUGCAACCAUUAAGAAAGACAUAAGUACAGACAGUAAAAUUGGGCCUAAUGAUCUCACCUAUGCUGAGAUUGAACACAAAUCUACUAAAAAACAGAUGGAAAAGAAAGAAAACAAAGGGAAAAACACUGAGAGUUGUGACAUCGUUUACUCUAAACUGAAGUUGGAAAUGGAUCAAGGUGCUGGAUCUGGUGAUGUGACGUAUGCUCAGGUUAAAUAAAUGCCUGGAGGAGAAACUUUCAAUCCAAGGGUACUGAUGAGUUUAGGUUGAGAAGGGCUAGAGAAUGACCAGGAUCAUCAAUGCUUUAUCAUCUUUGUGUUAUUGAGCACUUGAUGGCAAUGUAUUUAACAAUACUUAAUAUAUAUGAGUGAUGCUUCCUUCAUGUGCUGAUUAAAGGAAACAGAACAUUUUCAUUUAUUUCUGCACAGUAUAAAAAUAUGACCCAAUGUUUUGUUGAUAUGAAUUUUCCCAGGUGUUUUACCCAUAUUUUGAAUUUAAAUUUGCAUUCCAUUGCUUUGCUUGUGUUAUUAUGUGUGUGUGUGUGUGUGUGUGUGUGUGUGUGUGUGUGUGUGUGUGUGUGUGUGUGUGUGUGUGUGUGUGUGCGCGCACGUGCGUGCGUGCAUGUGUGUUAAAUAUUGCAGUUUAGAUGUUUUUGAUGUAGUUGGACUGUAGGUUUACUUUGGGCAUUUGGAACCAAAGCUUGCAUCUUUACAACUGUAAUUGUCUGUGUGUACUUAUGAUUUAUAUUAGCUGUGUUUUAAAAAUAAACAUAUAUUAAACAUACAUUAAACGGUGUGUUUACACUGGAGUGGACUGAGUGGAGCAGAGUGGGCAUUUUUCAAUUGAUUCCUAUGAAAGUCAUUGCUCACACAGUGAAUU